Stylophora pistillata is the source of this 3289-nucleotide messenger RNA. Its product is annotated as core histone macro-H2A.1. Gene Ontology annotation, molecular function: protein heterodimerization activity; DNA binding; structural constituent of chromatin. Lineage: Eukaryota; Metazoa; Cnidaria; Anthozoa; Scleractinia; Pocilloporidae. Gene Ontology annotation, cellular component: nucleosome. The record is from RefSeq and is a predicted model, not a curated record.
UCAUCAAAGUUUGCUUGGCUGUGGCAGUGACGUAUUCUUUUUUCACUUUUUCUCUCAACUUAUUAUAAUUAUAGCUUCAUUUAUCUUCAAAGAAGACACUCGCUUGAUUCUUUGUUCGAAACAGACGCCACGCGCCAGCUGAGAAGGACACGGUUCCAAAUAUGGUAGGGCAACUUUGGCGGCUUCUUAUCUGUGAUUGGUUAGCUAGCGGCUUGACAGACAACACCAAGCACGGACUCACUUCACUCAUCCCCCUCGUAAGUUGUGUGUUUCUCGGAUCGAACAUGUCGGGCCGCGGUGGAAAACAGGCUAAGAGGGCGAAAGCAAAAUCUAGGUCAGCCAAGGCAGGCCUACAGUUUCCUGUGAGUCGAGUUCACCGUUACUUGCGCCAAACGACUCAUCAUUUCCGCAUCGCAUCGGGUGCGCCAGUUUACCAAGCAGCCGUCAUGGAAUACUUAACCGCUGAGAUCCUAGAACUCGCAGGAAACGCGGCCCGUGAUAACAAGAAAACUCGAAUUAUACCGCGGCACAUUUUGCUGGCUGUUGCCAACGAUGAAGAACUCCAUCAGUUGUUGAAAGGUGUGACAAUUGCAUCUGGAGGUGUCCUUCCAAAUAUUCACCCUGAACUUUUGAAGAAAAGAAAAGGUGGGAAACUUGUAGCACCAGAUGAAUUAAAGCCAAAGCACCCGAAGACAACAUCGGCACCCAAACCAACUACAUCGGGGAAGAAGAUGACAAGUCCAGUAAAGAAGGCUGUCUCGCCUGCUAAAAAAGCACCUAUUUCUGCUGGUAAAGCGAAAAAGAAAGGGCCUGCUCCAAGGAAAGGAGCUGACAAAGUUUCACCAGGUGCAGGUGUUACUGUUCUUUCAGAGAAAACGCUUUUCUUGGGCCAAAAGUUAACAGUUAUCCAGUGUGAUAUUGCAACGGUGGAAGCAGAUGCUUUAGUACACCCAACCAAUGCAUCAUUUUAUCUGGGUGGUGAAGUAGGUUCAGCUCUUGAAAAAGCCGGUGGAAGUGAGUUUAAGGAGGAGGUUAAAAAACUCUCUGAAUCUCAUGGACCAUUAGAACCAACAACAGCAGCAACAACUUUCCGAAAGACACAGCCGCACAGACCAUCCUGAAGGCAAUCUCAAACUAUUUUGUGUCCGUUAUGGCAUCAUCUCUGAAACAGAUCUAUUUUGUUUUGAAUGACAUGGAAUCUAUUGGAAUUUACACCAUGGAACUAGCACGUCUUGACUCCUAGGAAAGGCUAACACUUCCUGUCUUAUCUUUUUAAAAUAUUCUGUUGAUCAAGUACAAACUGCGUCAUCGACGUCUUGGACGCAUGUCCCGUGCAGAAUUUAGUUGUUCAAAGGUUUUCUUACAUAGUUUUCCACUCCUUAAGAUCGAAAUGUUGAUUCUCCUAACUGGUUUCUAUACACUUCAUUCUGUUUUAGUUUUGAGAAGUGAGAACUAGAUCACGAUGAAGCUUUGAGGUGUAUCAUUUCCAAUGUCGUCAUUACUUGUCCUUCUUAAUAUCGUUGUACUGUCCCAAAGAUUUUGGUAGUUGACGUGUAAAAUGGCAUCUGAAAGUAACAGUUCCGUUGGCCUGCCUAAAAGGACGGAUGCCAAGAACAAUUGUUUCCUUUAUAUUCGAUAAAUCAUCUCCCACUUCAGAGCAAUAUUUAUUGUAUGGAAACUUUAAAGUAGAGUUAACAUUUGAUAAAGUCAUCACGGCUGGGUUACAUAUACAACUUGCAAACAAGCACAUUUAACUUGCGUAAGGAAUCAAAAUGGUUUAUUAGUGCCUUUAGCCUAGCUUUUGGCUCCAAUAAAUCACAGGUAGCCUUCCUCCACAUUUGCAGACCAUGUAGAACAGUCUUUCAGUGGGGGCAAAUUUGACAAGAUCCGUAUGAUUCAAGGACGCUAUGUAUCCUCCACGUGUAAACCUUCUUGACUAGGAUUUCUUACAUACUCCAAACAUAUGAGUUCCUGUAGCUAUAGCACUGUAGCUAUCUUUUAGGGAGGGAAAGAAGAUUUCAACCCUCUCUUCGCCCCUCUCCUUAGUUUGUUGCGGAGUUGCAAAGUCAAACAGGAGGGAAAUUAGGCAUUAGUUCAAGUUCAGUUGAAGUUAGCAUUCCAUGAUUGUUUGUUUCCUUAUUCGUGGAUGUUCCAAUGUUGCUUGAUCUUAAUCAUUCUUCUCCAAUUUGGUGUGUCGUGAUGACUAUGUUAACUCUGAAGCUACCACGAUCUACCAGUAGUUCUUGUUUCCGCUUACCUCGCAUUUCCUCAUGAUUCAGUGAAGAGAAAUUGGUGUUAUGUCACCUAACGUUUUCCAGCUGAUAAAGUUGUCGAUUCUUCUUACCUGUAUGGUGGAUAAUGUAUCAAAAUUGCCGAGAGAAAUUACUUGUUAAUCGCGCGUGGGAGUUGAAGAGUUAACCAAGAAGGACAAAGAAAUCAGGGGGGGAAGAGAAUGACUAAGACCAAGGGACUGUGAACCGUCCAAAAAUCAGGCUAGUCCAUGUAAAGUUAAGACGAGAACCCCUCCCCUGAGAGUCAGUUGGGUAGUUUAAGAAACGACGGCGGCGACGCUGUGGACAACGUCGUUUAAGAAAUGAACUUGUAUUUUACCUACGAAUCGUGUUAGACCGUCAAGACUAUCUCAAAACUGAAUAUGGAACGCAGUGUUAAAUUAGAAAUAGAAAUUUAAAAAAUUAGCUGUCGUCGUUCACGUUCUCCAGACAAGGCAAAGUUUGGUCAUUUCACGUUAUUGUUUUGCAGAGGACUUACGAAAUUUAGAGACAUUUCUGACGCACGUGCAUAGCUUGAAGUUGCCGUCGUGAUUUCUUAAACUCGUUAAAAUCCUUAAAAGUCAAGAGAUCGUGUAGCUUAGCUAGGGAGGAUGUCGCGUUAUCGAAAUUUGUUUGUCUUUUCUGUGAAGUAUGUGUAGGAUAACCGAUAAACUAAGUUAAUUGCAGCGUCUGUAAAGAAACAAGAGUGACGCUUUUUGAAGUAGAUGAGGUGGUCAUUGAACCUUUCUACUGAAGGCAGGAACGAUGGGGUAUUUGUAACUUUAUUUUUAUGAAAUUCUGUUUUAUCUGUUGUAGCAGUGUAUUUACUGGAAAUUCUUUCCAUUCAAAGUUCCUUGGAACUGACUUUUUGAAGCAACAUUUGGAGAUAUUUUAAAUCGUGUAUUUUAUUUUCACUAGUUUAAAAAAAGAAACUUAGCAUAACGUAUCUUUGUUCUAAACAGGCGAGAAGUGAGAGGUAUACGAUCGAGAAAUUAAAACCUCUUUGUUGAUGUGAAAUA